Messenger RNA from Metarhizium acridum CQMa 102, 615 nucleotides. RefSeq lists its product as uncharacterized. The record is from RefSeq and is a predicted model, not a curated record. Lineage: Eukaryota; Fungi; Ascomycota; Sordariomycetes; Hypocreales; Clavicipitaceae.
AUGCGUUUUCUCUGUCUUCAUGGGCUUGGCGCCAACAGCCAUGUGCUCGAAACCCAAUUCUCCGCUAUUCGCUACGAGAUGGACCGCCACCAUACGUUCCAUUUCGUAGAGGGAACGGAACUCGUGCCCGCCGCAGCGGCGGCCGACAGCGUGUCGCGCGCGCUUGUCCAGCUCCACAAGUAUCUCGCGGAAGAAGGCCCCUUUGACGGCGCAAUUGGCUUUUCACAAGGCGCGGCCCUCAUCGCCAUGUAUUUACUGCAGUGCAGUCAAGACAGGCCAAACCAACCGCUUCCUUUUCAAUGCGCCAUCUUCUUUUCCGCCAGCAGGCCCUUCGACACUGCUGCGCUGAAGGAUGGAAUUGUGCAAUGGGCGGAGGAGCCGACUGGAACAGAUGGCCCACGCCUCAACCUUCCGACCGCACACAUCUGGGGAAGUAAGGAUGUAGAAUAUCGAGGACAGUGCAAAGUACUGAGUGGGAUGUGCGAUGAGGCUAGGCGAUACACGUUUGUCCACGGAGGGGGCCAUGAAAUCCCCGGUCCGAGAGCAAAGGAAGAUAUGCAUGGGUGUGUCCGAGUGAUUCGUCGCAUUAUCGAGAGGGCUUCAGUGGAGGCCUGA